Caenorhabditis angaria is the source of this 2195-nucleotide messenger RNA. The record is from the annotation of a GenBank genome assembly. Lineage: Eukaryota; Metazoa; Nematoda; Chromadorea; Rhabditida; Rhabditidae.
AUGAAGCAAGGAAUUCCGGCUGAAAAUCGCGGAAAGGAUAUUGUUCCGGUUGAGGUGAGGCUUUAAAAUUUGAAAAAAUCGGAUUUUGUGAGAAAAUUUCAGCUUUUUAGCUCAAAAAACAGUAGAAAAUCCAGAUGAAAUGGGAUUUUUGAGCAAUUUUGGCCCAAAAAAUGCACGUGGCAAAAUUUCGAACUGUGACUAGAGGCUCCUGUUGAGCGUCUCCAUGUCUUAGGGAAAAAUUGUUAGGAAAAAAUUGAGCAAAGACUUUUGCAUCUAAGAACUAGAUUUUCCAUGAGGAUUUUCACAGGGGUUUUUUCACUACCGAGUCAAUGCAAAAUUGUAAUCGAGCAAAUAGGCUCCGCCCAUCUUUUUCCGCACAGACAUGUGGGCGGAGCUUAGGUUUUCAGAUUUUCAAAAAGAAAAUUGAAAACCCUUUGGCUCAAAAGACACACAAAUAAAAAGAAAAAAGUCGGGCUAUAUAUGUGUUUGCAGCGACCGACAUCUCGCGAGGCCGGCCACACGCCAUUGUUUUUUUUUGUCGGCCACGUAGCGCGCUGUUUGCGGAGGUUUUUUGUCGUCAGAUAAAAUGUUUUGUACGUGAUUAAUUUUCGGUAGUGAUAAAACCCCUGUGGAUUUUGGCAUUUUUUGACAUUUGAAUUUUUGGCCUUCCUAGCCCCCGAAUCAACAAACAAAAUUGUAUUUUUUGUACACCUGCUUCUAAACAAAAUGAAGUCAUCAGAGUAAAUUGUUUUACAGAAUGAUGAUGGAAAGAAGGAGUUGCAAGAAUUCGUGAAAAACUACUCGAAUAAAAUAUCGGGUCUUAAAAGAGUGAGUUGAAUUGAAAAAUGUUUUUUAUAGCUGGCUUAGGUGGAAAACUUGUUUUUGGAUUAUCUGACUUUUUGGAAAACCUUAGGUUGAAAAUAUUACUUAGAAAAAAUUAUGCUCGACUGUAUUCAGCGUUCCACUCUCUGACAUUUUGAAUUUCAGUUCGAACUAGUGCGAAUAGCCAAAUCAUUGGUCAACUUGCACCAGAUUACAAGAACUGUACUGGACCGCAAAUGGAAAAAGUUCUUGGAAAGAAAACUGUUGAGGUAAAUAAAAAAAUUUUUUUUUUAAUUUUGAAAAUUAAUUUUUAAGGCGCUUUGGAAAUGUUCAAUCACUAUUGAAGAGUAUCCAGAAUUGGUUGAAAAACUUAUUCAAAUUCAAAACCAGAAGAAAUUGAAUAAGAACUUUCUCGAGAAAAUAGCUACUCGAACAUCAUUUGGGAUUCGUGAAGCUCUCGAAUUGAUCGAGGAAUAUGAACAAUCGACCGAGAAGCCAGCUGAAUUUCUUGUAGUAAGUGAUUUUAAGUAUUUGAUAUUUUUCGCUCCGGAGUUAGGAAAAGCUUUAAUUUCAACCCUUGUUAUUUUUUGGGCUCCAUUUAACAAGGGACUAUUUUAACUCAACACUUCAAAUCAUAAUGCAAUUUUCACAGUACGUUGAUAUACGGAUAUUAGCCUUUCAUACGUCGGUGCACCUCGCUCCAUCGAACAAACACGCUCCGCAUCGCACGCGACGCGCCAAAAAAAGCGCACGAGUUCAAAUGCAAACGAAAACCGUUUCGAAAAAAAGAAAAACAAAAACAAAAAGAUGGCCGAGUGUGUCGGAUCCUAGGACGCGAAAAAAACUUUUCUCUUCCAUGGCGAGUGCGAUAGAGCGAGGUGCACCGAUUGGUAAAAGGCUAAUAAAAAUAAGUCUCUCAAAUUUUUAGUCUACCAAUGGACACGUGAUUUUUCUCACAUGUCCAUUGGGAGCCUAAUAAUUUUAGAGCUUCAUAAAAAUCGCAUGAUACUGUGAAAAUUUCACCGUGAUUUGAAGUUUUGAGUAAGUAAGGUUUCCUUUGUAAGUGUUUUAGUUAUAUUUUUCAGAGAGUGGAACGAAUGGUAACAUUCCGUUCCAGAGGAAUCUCGGAGACGGAUGAAGAUGAUUUCAAAAAAAUGUAUCCACAAUUGGAUUACAACAAGUUCCUGGUGUGAGUGAUUUUCAGCGUAAUCCUCUGAAAAAUGUAUAAUGUUUUCAGUAGCUUCAAGGCUUCAAAAAAGCCAAUUUCGUUUGACCAAAUCUUGAUUAACAAGAAAAAGUUUGACGAUGGCAAUGGAAUAAUGGAGCUCGAAAGAAAGAAGAGGCAAGAAAAGAAAAAGGAAGUAAAUAAAUGA